AUGGAAAAUCGUCAACAUCAGGAGAUGGUCGAGAUAAGAGUAGACUUAGGAGGAAGUAACAAAGAAUUAGAUAAAGAAGAGAAACACAUUGGAAGGGAAAGUCAUAAUGAAGAGGAGGUGAUCCAAAUAAGAGUGGAAGGAAAAGGCAGAGAAGUAGCUGAAGAAAUAAAAGUGAAGCAGGAGGUUGUAAGCAGAAAAGAGUUCAAACAAUUCGAUAUAGUAAAAUCUACUCCUGCUCUCAAUGUUCCCUCAUCUUGUCUGGCUGAUCAGCAAAUAAACCAGACCAAUGUCGAAAGACACAACAGGAUUAUGCAAGAAUGGCAGUUACUCAAAAAGGGUCUACCUGAUUCAAUCUAUGUCAGAGUUUACCAACAAAGAACUGAUAUUCUCGAAGCAUUUGUUGUUGGCGGAGCAGGUACUCCCUACAGAGAUGGUUUAUUCUUAUUUCAUAUCAUAUUCCCAUCUAAUUAUCCAAAGGUACCGCCCAAACUGUACUUCAAGACAAAGCCGCGUGGUGGCUUGUGCAUGGAUUUUCUAGAAUACGGAGGUGGUAUCAACGGCAUUGAUAUUCGUCAAAUAAAAGGUCUUGAAAAAUGGAAUUCAAAGAAAUCAAGUAUACUGGAAAUGCUAGUAGCCAUUAGACAAUCAUUUCACAUUGAGAAACCUUAUUUUCGGGAUCAUAAUAUGAACGACCUCCGUUUAGUAGAGGCCAUUGAGAAGGGUUAUAAGUUGGACGAAUCUUAUGAUUGCGAUGAAAGAGUCUUCAAAACGAAAUGCUGGACAAUAUUGGGUAUUCUUGCGAAACCACCGAAGGUUUUUGAAGAAUUUGUUUGUCAACAUUUCCGUGAUCGUGCCGAAGCAAUUCUAAUAGCUUGUCGACCUUAUUAUAGGCUCAAAUAUGGUGAUCAUCCUAUAUAUGAGACAAAGUUCUGCGAUGAAUAUCGACAAUCCAUGGCUAAUACGUAUGUAAAGCUUCUCAAGGCGUUUAUAAAGAAUGGCUCUUCUUUGGAUGAUUAUGUUGGAGACAUUAAUUUGGAAGAUGACUUUGAUUAUAUUCAGCCGCCUCCGCCUCCCACCAAGCCGCGUUGGCAUCCACUGAUUGCAAAGUAUUGA
Messenger RNA from Papaver somniferum (opium poppy), 1113 nucleotides. Its product is annotated as putative ubiquitin-conjugating enzyme E2 38. The coding region runs from base 1 to 1113 and encodes 370 amino acids. The transcript has a single exon. Gene Ontology annotation, molecular function: ubiquitin conjugating enzyme activity. Lineage: Eukaryota; Viridiplantae; Streptophyta; Magnoliopsida; Ranunculales; Papaveraceae. The record is from RefSeq and is a predicted model, not a curated record.